Carya illinoinensis is the source of this 1598-nucleotide messenger RNA. RefSeq lists its product as uncharacterized. Gene Ontology annotation, molecular function: protein binding. The coding region runs from base 326 to 1408 and encodes 360 amino acids. The transcript has 4 exons. NCBI's taxonomy places the organism in Eukaryota, Viridiplantae, Streptophyta, Magnoliopsida, Fagales, Juglandaceae. The record is from RefSeq and is a predicted model, not a curated record.
AAUUGAUAUUUUUCUCCCCCAGCUGGCUGAGCAAGUAGAUCACUUCUUCUCCUCCAUUCAAUGUUUUUCUUUUGCUUUUCAAGAGAAACGCAUUGGUCUUUCUCUUAUAAAAUGGAGUUCUGCAGACAACUCUCUGGUUCAGUUUCUAUAUUCUGAACAGCUCUUCUUUUCUCUGUCAAAUUUUCUUUUAGCUAGGCUUUGAUUUUGUCCAUUGUCAUAGAAAGUUCUCUGAGAUCGUUACUGGCCUCUCUUAUUUCUCAAAAGUGGGCUCUAUACCCAAAACAAGCGGCUACAACAGCUGAAGUUCUAUUAUCAAAGAAGAAAGAUGCUGCUCAGAAGUUCUUCAACACCAUUACUCGGAUCCCUCCACUCAGAAAGUCCCAACAACAACCUCAAUCACUAUGAAACCUGUAUUACCCUCAAGCACCCACCACCCACCAUCCACCAAAGCCACCACAAGCUCUCACUCCACCAAGCUGGGUCUCUCAACCUCUCCUCAUUCUCUCGCAACACCUCCCCAAUCUCUCCCUCCAUUGCUGACCUCGACCGGAAUAAAGGCUUUCGAAGAGCUCAGUCUGAAGGAAACUUGGAAGGACUAGCCUAUGCUUCUUGCAGCAACAAGUUCUUCAUGUUGCAAACUAUACCAUCUACGAGAGGUGAAUGCGAAGAUGACGAAGAAGAAGAGGAUGAAGAAGAAGAUUAUUAUACAGAGGAUGAUGAAGAGAGAGAUGAGUUAGAGGAAGAUGAAAAACCACUGUGGAGGAAUGAAAGAGGUGAAGAGAUGGUCAUGGCGAUGGAAGCACAAGCUCUUGGUCUAGAGAACAAAACAAGAAACCUGACUCUGACAGAGGAGGCCAGUGUUAGGGAGGAAAUUUGGAAUCUGGGUUUUGGACGUGGUCAAGGGAUGGAAGGAGGGCCAGGUGUUGGUGUUGGUGUUGGAGGAGGCGGCGGAGGCGGUGGGGGCAGAGGAGAAUUCAACUCAACAGGGUCCGGUGGGGAUUGCGGGGACAAUCAAGGAGGGGUUGAGGAGCAUUUUAAGAGGAUGGUGGAGGAAAAUCCUGGAAACCCUUUGUGUUUGAGAAAUUAUGCUCAAUUUCUGUAUCAGUCCAAGAGAGAUCUUCAGGGGGCAGAAGAGUAUUACUCUCGUGCAAUACUAGCAGAUCCCAAGGACGGUGAAGUUCUAUCACAAUGUGCUAAGCUAGUAUGGGAGCUCAGUCAUGACCAAGAUAGGGCUUCAAGCUACUUUGAACGAGCAGUUCAAGCUUCUCCUCAAGAUAGCCAUGUUCAUGCAGCAUAUGCAAGUUUUCUCUGGGAAGCAGAGGAAUAUGUGGAUGAAAGUGUUGUGCCAGAAGAGAUCCAAGUCAUGCAAUCACAUUUUCAUGGAGCUGUCGCUUCUGCAAGUGCUUAAAAAUUGGGUUGUGGGAGCCUUGUGAGCAAGGCACAUAGGUUUUGAACCUUCUGCAAGUUCAACCUUGAGAGAGAGAGAGGAUGGCAAUUCUUUCUGAGCUAUUGGCUGGUUAGAGGAUAGCAUUAUUCAAGAAUAAGAAUGGCCUUCCUAUCGUGUAUGUGUAUAGACAUUGUUUAUGUAUACAGGUAAA